Messenger RNA from Saccostrea echinata, 1136 nucleotides. RefSeq names its product thyrotropin-releasing hormone receptor-like. NCBI's taxonomy places the organism in Eukaryota, Metazoa, Mollusca, Bivalvia, Ostreida, Ostreidae. Bases 1 to 1074 code for a protein of 357 amino acids. The transcript has a single exon. The record is from RefSeq and is a predicted model, not a curated record. Gene Ontology annotation, biological process: G protein-coupled receptor signaling pathway. Gene Ontology annotation, molecular function: G protein-coupled receptor activity. Gene Ontology annotation, cellular component: plasma membrane.
AUGUCAGAUUUAAAUGUAACACAACGUAACCAUGGUAACGAUACUACGACCAUUACCACAAACCUAUCUUUUUCCACUUUCGGAUCACAGGAAACGGGACAAAGUGUGAUUGAUUACAUCAAUUACGUUUUCCUCCCAGCAACUGUUACCAUAGGAAUCACGGGGAAUAUCCUGACCAUUAUCGUAAUGAAGUCCAGACAAUUUUCUGCCGCUCCCUCCUCAUACUUGCUGAUUUGCCUGGCUGUCUCAGACAGUGUUCUGCUUUUGAUCCAACCGUUAAAUAAAUCAUUUGUUAUGGAUGUGAUUGGUCAAGACGUCAGAGCGUGGCAUAGCGCAAUUUGCAAGCUGUACUUCGUCAUAAGAAGGACUUCGAAAGUAACGUCAUCGUGGUUUGUCGUCGGUCUUUGCGUCGAACGUUUUAUUGCUGUGUGGUUUCCGUUAAAAGCGAAGUUUUAUAUGACAAAACGUACACUGGUUGUUGGGAUUCUGGCUGUUUACGCUAUCACUUUUGCCUUCACAGGCGCGUUUAGUUACGCAACAGACGUGGUGAAGGGAAGAUGUCAACCGGACGUUUACGAUCGGGAGGAUUCGUUUGCUAGAGAAAGAUUUGGCGCCAUGUUAAGGGCAGGAACGGUCUUGUAUUCCGUUGCCCCCUUGAUUAUAUUGGUAACCCUAACACCACUCAUUAUCGGUAAGCUGAUUCACCACAAUCAGAGAAGACAAAGGAUGACCGGAUCCGCUGCAAACAAUAAUAAAGAUGACGGUCGCGUUACAGCUAUGCUAAUUGGUAUCGUUUUUGCCUAUAUCAUACUAGUGCUACCAAUUACAGUUCUUCAUAACGCCGCAUACGAACUCAAGAUCAGCGCAUUUGCUAGUGACAACGCUGGUUUUGAUCUCUUCAAAGAAAUUUCCCAAUUGUUGGAGCAACUGAAUUACGCGUUGAAUUUUUUCCUGUAUGUGAUGACGUCACGGCGUUUUAGAAGCGUUCUGUGGGAAGUAAUCACCUGCAAUUCUUUUAAUUUUCAGAGGUCAAAGUCAAAGAGUACCACCCUUAUGUCAAAACUGUCGAAGUAGAUAUUCUCACUUAAAAGUUGUUUUUCUUUCUAGAAACUUUUACAAGUACGCAUUGUAUUUAC